Herpailurus yagouaroundi (jaguarundi) is the source of this 828-nucleotide messenger RNA. It is a transcript of the gene TEN1, whose product is annotated as TEN1 subunit of CST complex. Gene Ontology annotation, molecular function: telomerase inhibitor activity; telomeric repeat DNA binding; single-stranded DNA binding. The transcript has 3 exons. Gene Ontology annotation, cellular component: CST complex. Lineage: Eukaryota; Metazoa; Chordata; Mammalia; Carnivora; Felidae. The record is from RefSeq and is a predicted model, not a curated record. Gene Ontology annotation, biological process: negative regulation of telomere maintenance via telomerase. The coding region runs from base 399 to 788 and encodes 129 amino acids.
CCUUUUCCUUUCCAGCCGCCCGUCUGCGCUCCGCCGACUGAGGCCCAGGCGGAGGCGGCGCCGGCGUGGACGCCGUGACCGCGGCCGGCAGGGGGGCGGACGAGCCCCCCGCUCUCGUCCAGGGAAGUCCUAGGGGGGCCCCCAGGGAAGGGGACGCCGGAAGACGAGCCAGAAAUUGCCCUGGAGGAAGAAGCGCGGAGCUCCCGCUAACCCGCCCCUCCCUCGUCACGUGACCGCGCGGGGCGAAAAGAGGGAACCCAGGGCCGCUGCGACGCCCGGACAGGUUGGCGACUGGGUUGGGAAGGGGCGGGACGACGCGACUGAGGAGGAGUGCGCCUGCGCCUUAGCAGUUGCCGGUCCCGCCGCUUCCGGGUCCGCGUGCAAAGGCCUCCCCGGAAAUGAGGUUGUGCCUCUAUGACAUGACUCAGUCCCGAGUCACCCUGAGGGCUCAGCAUGGAUCUGACGAGCACCAGGUCCUGGUGUGUACCAAGUUGGUGGAGCCGUUCCAAGCCCAAGUGGACUCCAUGUAUCUUGUCCUUGGGGAGCUCGAGCACCAGGACGGAGGCUCCGUGGUGAAGGCCCGGGUGCUGACUUGUGUGGAAGGAAUGAAUCUGCCCUUGUUAGAACAAGCCGUCCGGGAGCAGAGGAGGUACCAGCAGGAGAGGGACAGCAGCCAGAAGCAAGCGACAGUGCCUGACAGCUGUCCCCCCCAAACCUUCCCUGAAGCCAAGCCCCCUGGAGAUGCCAGAGCCACUGCGGGGAAGACGCAGGACCUUCCCCAGGAGUGACAGCCUUUGUCUGGAGCUGGAGAGAAGGGGUGGGGGUGGG